Rhizophagus irregularis DAOM 181602=DAOM 197198 is the source of this 450-nucleotide messenger RNA. The record is from RefSeq and is a predicted model, not a curated record. Lineage: Eukaryota; Fungi; Glomeromycota; Glomeromycetes; Glomerales; Glomeraceae.
AUGAAAUUACUUGCACCUUAUAAUUGUGAAAAUGAAGAAAUAUUAAAAGAAACUUUAAAUGAACAACGCGAAGUUUGUAAUAAUAUUAAACUAGGGAGUUUUAUUAAAAGAGAUGAUAGACGAUUAAAAGAAAAUUCUGGUUCAUGGACUAUUCUUCACUACUUAGUAACAGAAAUUCUCAAAGUAAAAGGCUAUGUGUUUUAUUACCAGCAGCUGAAUCCAUUAGCACCAGAAGAUCAUCCAGAUCACUAUUAUCAAUUAACUUUAUCAAAUGAUUUAUGGUUAAAAAAUGGUAAAAAAUUUGGGAAUUUCUGUAUUGGUCUAGAUGGCAAAUAUGAUCUUAAUAAUGAUCAUGCUCUGGUUUUGACAAUGGUAAUUGAAAAUAAUGCAGGAUAUGCUACACCAUUAGCUUUUGGUCUAAUAAAGAAAACAACUGGAUCAUUUGAUUAG